UGAUCACUGAAGUGUGGACAUUGCUACUUUCGGGACCGAGGAAUAUUUAGAACGGCUAAAGGUAUAACCGAAUAUUGUUCUUCUCUUAACACUCACUGUACUCAAAAAUACUCAUACAUUUAGAGACUAACCUCCGGCGCUUGGAGCCCUGGAUCGUCUUUCUGGAGAAGAGGUCAGUUUUCAAAAGUAAUUCUUAUGUUGUGCCGUGCCUAUCAGCAAGAGCUGUAGGUGUCUGAGGACCACAGCUUUAAGACCAGAAUGCCUCGGCCUGGAAAGAACUCCUACAGUGACCAGAAACCUCCUUACUCCUACAUAUCUCUUACUGCCAUGGCCAUCCAAAGUUCCCAGGAAAAGAUGCUCCCGCUGAGUGACAUUUACAAAUUUAUCAUGGAUAGGUUUCCGUACUACAGGGAGAAUACGCAAAGAUGGCAAAACUCUUUGAGACACAAUCUCUCUUUCAACGACUGCUUCAUUAAGAUUCCGAGAAGACCAGAUCAGCCCGGGAAGGGCAGUUUCUGGGCGCUGCACCCAGACUGCGGAGAUAUGUUUGAAAACGGCAGCUUUUUACGUAGGCGGAAACGGUUUAAACUUUUAAGAUCUGAGCACUUGACAUCUAAAAACUCACAGAUGCUUCAUUACUUUCACCAUCAGCACCACCCAGCUAAGAUAUCAAUCGGCCCACCAGAGCCUGCCACUGGUGUGGGGAGGCUGCCCCACUUUCAGACCUACAGCCUUAACGGAGCUCAAUCCACAGGAUUCAAGCACCCGUUUGCCAUCGAGAACAUAAUUGGAAGAGAUUACAAGGGCAUGAUGGCCAGCGGCCUGCCAAUAGCUUCGGUGAUGCAUCACCUCGGGUACCCAGUGCCAAGUCAUCUUAGCAACAUGGUCAAUAGCAUGUGGCCACAUGUUGGGAUGCUCGACUCCAUGGCUCCGAUGCCAAUUUCUGCCGAUUACGGGUCUUUCGGUGUUCCCAUGAAGACGCUCUGCCAUCCCAGCAGCCAAGCUAUGCCAGCUGUCCCUGUGCCAAUAAAACCCACGCCGUCUUUGGCUCACACUGUACCGGCACUUACAAGCAGCGCGGCGCAAAUCUGCGCGUCCACCACGUCCGUUGCGCUGCUUGAGCAGACUCUCUCGGACUCGGUGGACGGCAAAAACGGACCGCUGCUGCCCGCCCUAGUGCAUUAAAGAAGUGCUGGUGGUCGGCGGCACCCGGCAGAGGCUCAGUAUUACCUCAGUAUGGGGAUUCGCUUACGGGCCCAAUGUGGUGUUUCAGAAAGUGCUUACACUCCUCGU
Erpetoichthys calabaricus (reedfish) is the source of this 1293-nucleotide messenger RNA. RefSeq names its product forkhead box B2 (gene foxb2). The record is from RefSeq and is a predicted model, not a curated record. The transcript has a single exon. Gene Ontology annotation, molecular function: DNA-binding transcription factor activity, RNA polymerase II-specific; RNA polymerase II cis-regulatory region sequence-specific DNA binding. Gene Ontology annotation, biological process: cell differentiation; anatomical structure morphogenesis; regulation of transcription by RNA polymerase II. NCBI's taxonomy places the organism in Eukaryota, Metazoa, Chordata, Cladistia, Polypteriformes, Polypteridae. Bases 259 to 1185 code for a protein of 308 amino acids.